Ceratina calcarata is the source of this 2198-nucleotide messenger RNA. RefSeq names its product zinc transporter 2. Gene Ontology annotation, molecular function: zinc ion transmembrane transporter activity. The coding region runs from base 343 to 1662 and encodes 439 amino acids. The record is from RefSeq and is a predicted model, not a curated record. Gene Ontology annotation, cellular component: plasma membrane. The transcript has 9 exons. Gene Ontology annotation, biological process: response to zinc ion; zinc ion transmembrane transport. Lineage: Eukaryota; Metazoa; Arthropoda; Insecta; Hymenoptera; Apidae.
UCACUUCUUAUCUUUGAAGUAUUUAAAGUUAGUUAUGUUGUUGUACUACAUCUACACUACGACAUAUGUAAGACUCAUCAAAAUCCGUGUCCCAAACAUGUCGAUCUUUCCUUGUUAGAUCAAGAGCAAUUGGAAAUUCAUAGUAACAGGUCUUAUUUCGCUACUAAUGACAUCUUUCGUCUGUAGAGACACGCGACGAUUACGAUAGACCGGUUGCGAGCGCGAUCCGAGAUAUCUCGCCGUUUAUCCCGCUUAACGUUUCUGUGUAUAUUAUCCGGUGAAAACGAAAGAACGGCCUAUCAUUCUCUGUAAGAAAGAACUCGCGUUUUGUCGCAAACAAGAAUGGACGAAACCACACGAGAUAAUCUUAUAUCUAUGUCGAAUGAACGCGUUCGGAAGCUUCCAAGUCGUCUUGCAUUCAAAGACAAGGCGGUGUACGGAUAUGGGACGAGCAUCCCACCGAAUAACAAUGAGACCGACGAGAGCGAGGCGUCAUCGAAGAAAGUGAUCUUUUGCGUCCACGGGAAACUAUCCGGGUGCUGCACAGUAGUAAAAAGUAGCAACUCUCCGAUUAGCGAAAACAGCACUACCACUACUACGUCCACCACCACCAUCGUCGAUUUACAAAAUAAUUCUACCACUGCACCAGAAGAUCAUUGUCACAGAGAGAGAAACGAGGAGAUCGAUAAAAAGGCAAGAAGGAAAUUACUGCUUGCUAGUACGCUAUGCGUAAUUUUUAUGAUAGCAGAAAUCGUAGGCGGAGUGCUUUCAAACAGUUUGGCGAUCGCGACGGACGCCGCGCAUUUGUUAACCGACUUCGCCUCGUUCAUGAUCUCCCUGUUCUCGAUAUGGGUCGCGAGUCGACCAGCCACGAGGAAAAUGCCCUUCGGCUGGUAUCGAGCGGAAGUAAUAGGGGCACUGACGUCGGUUCUCUUAAUCUGGGUAGUUACGGGAAUCCUCUUUUAUCUGGCGGUCGAACGAGUGAUUCAUGAAGAUUUCGAGCUGGAUGUCACCGUGAUGCUAAUCACCUCCGCCGUGGGCGUCGCAAUAAAUCUAAUAAUGGGUUUAUCGCUGCAUCAGCACAGCCAUAGCCAUGGACACGGCCACGGACACGAACACGAAUCACAUAAAUCUAGUAGAAACCCAGAGAAUCCAAUACUCGAUGAGGAAGUUGAUAGAACGAAUAUCAACGUCCGCGCCGCUUUUAUCCAUGUUUUAGGCGAUUUUAUUCAAAGCGUAGGGGUACUCAUUGCGGCGUUAGUCAUUUAUUUUAAGCCGGAUUGGAAAAUAGUCGAUCCGAUUUGCACCUUCCUCUUCUCGCUGUUGGUCAUAUUGACCACGGUCGCGAUAAUCAAGGACGUUAUGAACGUUUUAAUGGAAGGGAUACCAAAAGGAUUUGAGUAUUCCCAAGUGGAGAGCACGUUCAUGCAGAUCGAAGGUGUGGUCAAAGUUCACAACCUCCGCAUCUGGGCGCUUUCGUUGGACAAAACAGCGUUGUCCGCGCAUCUCGCAAUUAAACCGGGUGCGAGUCCUCACGAUAUAUUACGCACUGCCACCAGAAAUAUUCACGAUAAGUAUAAGUUUUUCGAAAUGACGCUUCAAAUAGAGGAAUUCGACGAGCGGAUGGAGAACUGUAAACAAUGCAAAGCGCUGUCCCAGUAAUUGCACAACUUUUGCGUGCAUAUCCAGCGUUUGCAGGGGCACGAUUAAAUGAAAUCGAUCAACGACUCAAAAGUCAAAUCGGUUUGGCAACGAUUAAAUGACUCUUGCAGAAUUCGAGUAUCGAACUAUUCCAAGAGUAUGAUCUCCAGAAUAAAACUGACCGAAAACAAAGUUCAUCGAUACGGUAUCUCAACCUCGCAUAUAUUUAUAUAAUGUCUGUCAAUGAAUCAGCUGCUCUUUAGCAAAAAAACAAGUUGACUCAUCGAGGCUAACAUUCUUUACGAUUGUUAUUUAUUUUUAAGCGAUUUACUUGAAAUUGCGUAAAAUCGAAAUGCGAUUUAUCGUGUACUUAAACUAUGCGUUCGAACUGUAAACCAAAGCACGAUCGUAUUAACGCAUGAAAAUAAAUUACGAAACAAAAGAGGAAGGAUCAAUAAUUCGAAUAUUUCUAUUUUCCUAAAUCCAAAAGUGUAACAACAUUGAACGCAAUUUAGCAGUCUAAUAUUAAAAGCUACGCAUAAAUAUCGAACAUUGGA